GACAAGCAAAAGGUCCUAAAAUUUCGAUUACCAUCUUUAUGUUAUGUUAUAUUAUCGAAAAAAAAAACUAGAUGUUUUAACAUCUAAAAAUUAACACAAAAAAAUCAAGUUUUUCUUGCAAAAAAACAGCAAAAUCCGCCGCGUUCGCAGCCCCGCUCAUUGCACAACGUCGCGCAAUCAGUUGGCGCCGAAAAAUACGGCCACAAAGUCGCGAAAUCGAAGGAAAUAUCCGCAGCAAGAAGAAGAACGAACGGAACGUUCAGUUUCAGUAGCAGCUAUAAUUGUCGCUGUUGUUGUGGUUGUUUGUGUUGGUGGUGCGUGUUGUUGUUGUUGUUGCUGCUGCCUCUGGGAUGAUGCUGUAAAGUAAAGUAAAAGUGGUGGCAAAAGCAAAAGAAGGCCGUGUGUGCAGCGCAAAACAAAAACCGAAAAUUGGCGGCCAGGCGGAAAAUGAUCGGAACGAUGGCUUGAAUGCAAAAAAAUAUACAGUGCGUGCUCGUGCAAAAAAAAGAAUUGCGCCAAUAAGCAAAAGCAAACAUCGUUUGCAUUCCCUACACACACACACACACACACACACACGCAGUCGCAUACAUAUGCGCUGCAGCAGCAACAGAGAUUUUUUUGACCACACUCACUCACACACACCCACAUGCAUCCACGCAGCAAACGGAGGACAACAAUAACAAGAAAAGCAGAGAGAGCAGUCAAAUGUUUCACCUGAGUGACCAGAUCACCAAGGAUUAGAGCCACCCAAGAGGAUACGACGGAUACGAGAAGGAGCUAAAAAGAUGUCGCGCUGGGGCAAGAACAUCGUGGUGCCGCUGGACUCGCUCUGCAAGGAGAAGGAGAACACCAACCGGCCCACCGUCGCCCGCUCCGUGGGCACCGUCGGCAAAUGGGGCAAGAUGGGCUUCACCUCCACCCGCACCUACACCCUGUCCGCCCUCCAUCCGAUGGCCGCGGCAGCGGCGGCGGCAGCAGCGGCCGCCAGUCCCUCCCAGAGUCCCGCCUCCACGCAGGAUCACGAUCCCAACGACCUGUCCGUUUCGGUGCCGGAGCCCCCGAAGCCCAAGAAGUUCUUCAAGUCGAGGAACACCGCCCCGCCGGAGGUUAUAGCCCAGAUAAUCCAGCAGUUGCCGCAUUGCGGUGCCUCCGGUGCAUCGCCCAUGCGGGAUCAGUUCUCGGCCGGUGGUGCUGGUGGUGCCACGCCCACCUCGGGCACCUAUGAGGCGGGCGGACCGAAGACGAAGCCGGGCAAGGGCGGCAAUUCCGCAGAGCGGAAGCGCAAGUCGCCCAAGAAGAAGGCGGCGGCGGCAGCGGCAGCGGGAGCAACGCCAGGAGGAGGAGCAGGAUCAGCAGAAGCCACCUCGACGCCUGGUGCGUUCUACGGAGCCUCCGAUCGCGACGGCGAUGGGCUGAGCGAUCCCGCCUCGGAGCAGCCAGAGCCGAAGCAGAAGCAGCCGAAGAAGCCGAAGGAGGAGAAGAAACUGAAGCCAGAGGCACCGCCUUCGCGGGUUUUGGGUCGCGCCCGCAAGGCUGUCAACUAUUGCGAGGUGGACGAGGACGAGCGCUAUCCCACGCCCACCAAGGAUCUGAUCAUUCCCAAGGCGACGCGGCAGCCGGCGGAGGUGGCGGCCACAGUAACAGCUGCUGCCGCCGCCGCCGCCGCCGCUGCCUCCUCGUCGGAAGCCUUCAUCAGUUCCACGUUUGGCAGCCCGGAAUCGGAGCCAUCGCUACCCCCGCCCACUUCAGCGCCCAGUGCAUCCGCCUCCCAGCUGCCCUGCGCUUCAAGCGGCGCGUCUAAUCCUCCGAGCGCCUCGCGAACGCCGGAACAUCCUCCCAUCGUGCUGCGCAUCUCCAAGGGCACUUCCCGCCUGGUCAGCACGGACAGCGAGGAGCCGCCGAGCAGCUCGCCCGCUCACCAGCAGAACCCACUUCCGGCCACCCAGGAGGAGGAGGAGGAGGAGCCUUCCCGACGGACGGGUGACGAAACAGUUCCUGCAAGUACGCCAAAAAUCACAGUGAAGCCACUGAAACCGCCGCCAGGAGCAGCAGAGGAUUCGGUUGAAGGAGGAGGAGGAGGAUCCUCCGCUGCGGCGCCUCCAGCCAGCGAAUCCCUCGAUCCCGCAAACGAGGACGAGGAGGACGAAGAGGAGGAGGAGGACGAGGAGGAGGAGCCGCCGGAGAUCAACUACUGCACGGUGAAGAUAUCGCCGGACAAGCCGCCCAAGGAGCGGCUCAAGCUGAUCAUCAAGACGGACGUGAUCCGCAACGCCAUCGCCAAAGCCGCCGCAGCCGCGGAAUCCCGGAGUGAGAAGAAGUCCAAGAGCAAGAAGCACAAGCACAAGCAGCUGCAGGCUCCAAUUCAGUCCAGUGGAGCAGCAGCAGCAGCAGCAGUCGGUAAUCCUAUAGAGCCCAAUUCCGAGUUCAAGACGCCCUCACCUCACCUGGCCUUCAGUGAGGCCCAGAAUCCGCCAUCUCAACACCUGCAUCCCCAGCGAGGCUCCGCGGUGAUAUCGCCCACCACCCGAUCCGACCACGACUUCGACUCGCAGUCCUCGGUGCUGGGCAGCAUCUCCUCCAAGGGCAACAGCACGCCGCUGCUGCUGGCGCAGGCCGUCCAGGAGGACAGCUGCGUCAUCCGCAGCCGGGGAUCGAGUGUGAUCACGAGUGAUCUGGAGACCAGCCAGCACUCCUCGCUGGUGGCCCCACCCUCGGACAUUGAGUCGCGUUUGGAGUCCAUGAUGAUGACCAUCGAUGGUGCGGCCACGGGAGCAGCUGCCGUGGUUCCAGAGACGCCGCUGCAGGAGGACAUACUGGCUGUGCUGCGCGGAGAAGUGCCGCGUUUGAAUGGCAAUGCAGCGGCGGCGGAGGAGGAGGAGGAGGGGCAGCAGCAGCCGCCGCCGAAGAGGGCCACGCGUGGCAGGGGCAGAAAGGCGAAUAACAAUGCUGCUGAAGCAGCUCCUCCGGCCACGGAAACCAGGACAAGAGGCAGAGCCAAGGGAGCAGAGGCAGCUACCAUUUCGCCACCGGCACCCAAGAGAAGCACACGAGGCACUCGAGGCUCGAAGAAGGCCGAGCAGGAGGUGGACAUGGAGGUGGACGAAGCGGCUGUUGAGGAACCCAUCGAACAGGCUUCGCCGCCGCUGAGAAGAGGUCGCAAUGCGGCCGCCGCCCGGGCCAACAACAAUAACUCAGCCAGCGUUAACAACAACAUCAACAAGAUAGCCGCCAAUCUGUCGGCCAAAGCGGAGGCCAGUCGCCUGGUGGAGGGCGGGGCAGCGGGCGGAGCGCCACGUAGUUAUGGGCGCAAGCGAAAGAACCAGCAGGUGACGCAGGUUCUGCAGCAGGAGCAGGCGGUCGGCCAGGAGCAGGAGGAGCCUGCCGAGGCCGAGGAGGAGCAGCCCACGCCCGCCAAGAUGCCGCACAGGGAGCACUCGCCGGACCACGAUCCGGAUCCCGAUCCCGACGAGCUGUCCAACAACUCGAACAAUUCAUCGCUGCAGCACGACGGCUCCUCCUCCUCGCCCCCGCCGCGCGACUUCAAGUUCAAGGAUAAGUUCAAGCGAACGCUUACCUUGGAUUCUCAAGGAGCGGGAGGAGCAGCCGCUGCAGCAACAGGAGGAGCACCAACAGAGCCACCUGGCGAGCAGCGCAGCGCCGUCAAGCUGGUCAUCUCGAAGAAGAAGGGCAGCAUCUUCAAGAGCCGCGCCCUGGUGCCAUCCGACCAGGCGGAGCAGGCGUCGGUGGCCAAGCGGCAUCUGUACAAGCACAGCUGGGAUGCCGCGCUGGAGGCGAAUGGCGGUGGGACGGGCAGCGAUGCCAGCAAUGCCUCGGCAGCGGGAGUGGCCGGGGCCAAGGAUCAUUUGCUGCUGCAUCAUUUGGCGGCGGGCAAGUCGGAUGGCGAUUUCGGUGACAGUCCGUCGUCCAACAACAACGGCUCCUCCAGUGCCUGCAGCAGUGCGUCCACGUUGCGCGGCGACAGUCCGGCGCUGGGGAAGAUCUCGCGACUGGCGGGGAAACAGGGAGUGCCAGCCACCUCCACGAGUUCCGAUGCCUUCGACCUGGAUCUGGAGCCCAUUGCGGGCGAACUUGACCUGGAGCGAAGUGCAGGAGCGGGAGCAGCUUCCGGGGGUGCAGCGAGUGGAGCAGCUGGCGGCGGUGGAACGACUGGAGCCAGCGGCGGCGGAGGACCCAUUCGCGUCGAUCGCAAGACCAAGGACUACUAUACGGUGGUGCGGAACGUGAAGACGGCCCACCAGAUCCAGGAGAUCGGCGAGUAUCAGGAGAUGGACGACGACGUCGAGUACAUCCUGGACGCACUGCAGCCGCACAAUCCGCCGGCGACGCGCUGCCUCUCCGCCCUGCAGCUGGCCGCCAAGUGCAUGAUGCCCGCCUUCCGGAUGCACGUGCGUGCCCACGGCGUGGUCACCAAGUUCUUCAAGGCUUUAUCCGAUGCCAACAAGGACCUCAGCCUGGGCCUGUGCACCUCGGCCAUCAUGUACAUCCUCUCGCAGGAGGGCCUCAACAUGGACCUGGAUCGCGACUCCCUGGAGCUGAUGAUCAACCUCCUGGAGGCGGACGGCGUGGGCGGCAGCACGGAGAGCGGACACCCGGACCGAGCGGGCUACGACCGCAACAAGCAGAAGGUCCGCGAGCUGUGCGAGGAGAUCAAGGCGCAGGGCAAGGGAACGCAUCUUAACGUGGAUUCGCUGACCGUGGGCACGCUGGCCAUGGAGACGCUGCUCUCGCUGACAUCCAAGCGGGCGGGCGAGUGGUUCAAGGAGGAUCUGCGCAAGCUGGGCGGUCUGGAGCACAUCAUCAAGACCAUUUCGGAUUUCUGCAGACCGGUGAUUGCCUGCGACACGGAGAUCCACUGGCAGCCGGCGCUGCUGGACAAUAUACAGACGGUGGCGCGAUGCCUGCGAGUCCUCGAGAAUGUGACGCAGCACAACGAGGCGAACCAGCGCUACAUGCUCACCUUUGGCCAGGGCAAAGCAGUGGAGACCCUCUGCCAGCUGUACCGCCUGUGCAGCCGGCAACUGAUGCUGCAUCCCUCGGUGGACUGUGCGGGCAGCAGCAACAAGGAGCACCCGGGCGUGGCCAUGCGAGAGCUGCUGGUCCCCGUGCUCAAGGUGCUGAUCAACCUGACGCACACGUUCAACGAGGCGCAGCCCUCGCUGGGCGCCGAGCUGCUUGGCCAGCGGGGCGAUGUGGUGGAGACGAGCUUCCGGCUGCUGCUGCUCUCGGCCAACUACAUUCCCGACCACUGUGUCUUCGAGCUAAGCAUACUGGUUCUCACCCUGCUAAUCAACCUGUGCAUGCACACGCUGCCCAAUCGGGCUGCGCUGAUGCAGGCUGCCGCUCCGGCGGAGUACGUUGCGGACAAUCCGCCGGCGCAGGGAUCUGUUAGUGCCCUGCAAGCGCUGCUCGAGUACUUCUACAAGUGCGAGGAACUGGCCAGAUUGGUGGAGAAAAACACGGACGCCUUCCUCGAGAGCAACGAGAAGGGCAAGAAGAAACAGGAAGAAGUGGAGGAGACGGUCAACAAUCUUCUGCAACGCGCCGGCCACCACAUGGAGCACACGCUGAAGGGAAGCUAUGCGGCCAUCCUGGUGGGAAAUUUGAUAGCGGACAACGAGCUGUACGAAUCGCUGGUGCGGCGUCAGUUGCGAGGGAACAGCUUCAAGGAGAUUAUCGGCGUGCUGGAGAAAUACCACACGUUUAUGAACCUGACCUCCAGCUUGGAGGCGGCCUUUGUGGCGCACAUGAAGUCCACGAAGCGCAUCAUCGACAACUUCAAGAAGCGCGACUACAUCUACGAGCACUCGGACGAGCACGACAACAUCCUGCCCCUGAAUCUGGAGACGACGGCGCAGGUUUUGGCCGUAGGAACCACGGACAUGUCGCAUGCUGCUGCCUCGAGCUCAUCCGCAACUGCAGCUGCUUCCUCAUCAACAUCGCCCACGGGAGGAGCAGCGACGAGGGUGACGCGGGUGUACAAAACGUACAGCAGCCACAGAUAAUCGGACUCGGACUCGAAAUGGGAUUGCCAACGCCAUCGCCAUCGCCAUGUCGUUAACCACACCGAAAGCCUGCCACCAAAAUAAAAUUCUGUUGUUUGUGAUUAUGUAAUUUGUUUAUAUGUUGAUAUAGCAACAACCACUAUAUGUAUGUGUAUAGUCUGUAAUGCACCUAGUUUCAGUCAGCUGUACCCCCGCGUAUAUAUACAGAAUAUAUAUGUAUGUAUGUAUAUCGAAGUAUAUAGCUAAGAUAGCUAAGAGCGAUAGGAUAGAAUGCGAUCUGAUCUGUUUAUGCGUUUGUAUUAACCCAAAGUGAUAGCGAAUUCUUGAGCAUGGUCUGCGUUUUAACUAAAAUUAUAAAGAUUGAUGAAAUGAAAGCGACACCCCGAACAACACAAAGAUCCAAAUCCCCUACUGAUACGAGUACGUUAUAUAGUCAUAAGCAAUAUUAGCAGCUAAACGUCGGCUUACCCUCACAAAAACACACCCAUGUAAAUAUUGUUUAAUCAGCGAUUUUAUCGGACGCGUCUUAGGUUUAUUUCUAAUGUUUUUUUUUACCUAUUCUUACCUUAAAUAUUAAACUUUUUUUUAUUCGUAAACUUAAAAAACAAACGCUCUUAAAUAGAUUGCAAGAGAAAGAGCGAGAGCGGUAGACAGAAAAUGUAAAGAGAAAGAGAGAGAUUGAGGAUAAAAAUCUAGAUUCGAUGAGGAAAAUAAAGUUAUUUUAUUGCCUAAACUUAAGCUAAAAAGAACUCUACUUAUAAAACUAAAACUGAUCAAUAAAUAUAUAUAUAUAUAUAUGGAUAUAUGUGUACGUUUACAACCACAAAAA
This is a messenger RNA of Drosophila takahashii, 6852 nucleotides long. RefSeq names its product wings apart-like (gene wapl). Lineage: Eukaryota; Metazoa; Arthropoda; Insecta; Diptera; Drosophilidae. The record is from RefSeq and is a predicted model, not a curated record.